Molecule: messenger RNA, 951 nt
Organism: Trichoderma breve
Lineage: Eukaryota; Fungi; Ascomycota; Sordariomycetes; Hypocreales; Hypocreaceae
Exons: 1
Coding region: 1-951 (316 amino acids)
Source: RefSeq, a predicted model, not a curated record
AUGGAUACUCUUACAAGCACCGCUGAUGUUCCUCCGGAAUUUCUAAAGUCGGCAUACCUUAUAGGAAAAACCCCAAGACGAGCCUUGGCAUCAGAACCUCGUGUCUCUUACGACCUCUACAUCCCACCUGACCCAUACAAGUUUAUCUCAAUAGCUCAAAGCAAAGACGGGUCACAGACGGCCGCUCAAAAACUUCCAUUAUUGGUCUUCAUACAUGGCACUCUGCGUGAUGAUUGCUAUAUCGACAGAGGACUUACCCCCUUUGCUGAAUCCACACCCUGUGCCGUCAUGGCGCCGCUGUUCCCAGCCGGACUUGAUGGCCCGUUUGACUUGGAUUCCUACAAGUUACUUCGGUCUCGAACACUACGAUCCGAUUUAGCGCUUUUGAGUAUGCUAGACGAAGUGGCUCAUCGCUGGCCGGGCAUCGAUACAACUAAAAUAUUUCUCAUGGGCUACUCGGGUGGUGCUCAGUUUGUGCAUCGAUUCCUCUAUCUUUACCCUGAACGUCUCGCAGCAGUCAGCAUUGGCGCUCCAGGGAGUGUGACUGUUCUGGACACUUCAUUGAAGUGGCCUGCAGGCAUAGCAGAUGUGGAAGAGCUUUUCGGCGUAUGCAUCAAUAAGGAAUUGAUCAAACAGGUACAGAUUCAACUCGUCGUAGGCGACUCUGAUACUGAGAUUCAUGGGGGAGAAGAAUUUUGGAUCUGGCUACGGAAGUUGCGAACAGGAUCCAAGGUCGAGUCGGUAGCUGGGAGACAGCCGGACACCGAGGCCAAUGGAAUACAACACAAAGAGAUGGUGAAAAAUAGGUUGGAUACUCUGAAGAGACUGCAAACCUUGUGGAGAGAAGAUGGGAUAAAUGUCCAGUUUGACAUUGUAGAGUGUGCGAAGCAUGAGUCUGCUAAAUGCCAAGGUCAUGCUUUAAAGUUCUUGGAUUCGCUGAUGCGCAAAUAA